Contarinia nasturtii (swede midge) is the source of this 3281-nucleotide messenger RNA. RefSeq lists its product as uncharacterized. The coding region runs from base 447 to 2648 and encodes 733 amino acids. The record is from RefSeq and is a predicted model, not a curated record. NCBI's taxonomy places the organism in Eukaryota, Metazoa, Arthropoda, Insecta, Diptera, Cecidomyiidae. The transcript has 11 exons.
ACCAUCAUUGAAUACUCUGUGGUAGACUGCUUAGACGUAAGCACGUGCAGCUACGAUUUUUUUUAAAUUAAAAGAAAAAUUCAACCCAACAUCGAAUUUCCAAUUCAAGAGAAAAUAUUUUAGUUGUUUUAAAAGUGCAAAAUAAGCAUCCAGAAUCGAAAAACCAAAAAAAAAGAGAGAUAAACUUAAAAAAGAACUGUGUUGAUAUUGUACUCGCUGGUCUUUUACUAAUGAAUGAAACGAAAUCUUGAAUGGAACAUUGACCGGGGCAUCUGAAGUUUUGGAUCCAGAACGAAAAUAACUUUUGGACAAUUUCGUGAAACUGGUUCAACACAAAGAAACAAAUAUUCAACGUCAGUGACGCCGGCAGAAAGAAGAGUAACAACAUCAACCGAAAAUAUUUACGAUUCAUAUUUACAGAAUAUAAUACAAAAAUUUGCUCCAAAAUGUGGAGCUCCCACAGAGAUCCUACGAGGUUGUGGGAUCUAAAAACCGUUUAUAUAAUCUCUAGUUUUAUGAUUAAUUUAGUAUUAGCUGGUAACGAAAUAUGGCCCCUAGAUCGACCAGAUGGAAUGCCAACGAUAAAUUCUUUAGAAGUUAUGUGCGGUAAGGAUCACAUGGAUGUGCAUCUAUCAUUUUCAGCCCCAUUUGAUGGUAUUGUGAGCUCCAAAGGUCAACACAGCGAUCCGAGAUGUAUUUAUGUGCCUCCAUCAUCGGGAAAGACAUUCUAUGCAUUUCGGAUAGCGUAUGCACGGUGUGGAACAAAACCGGAUUUAAACGGUCAAUUUUAUGAAAAUACCAUUGUUAUUCAAUACGACAAAGAUUUGCUCGAAGUUUGGGAUGAGGCAAAACGACUACGAUGUGAAUGGUUCAAUGAUUAUGAGAAGACCGCAUCGAAGCCACCGAUGGUUAUUGCUGAUUUGGAUGUAAUACAAUUGGACUUUAGAGGCGAUAAUGUCGAUUGUUGGAUGGAAAUACAAAGUGGUAAAGGUCCAUGGGCACCCCCUGUAAGUGGUAUUGUUCCGAUUGGAUCCACCUUAACUCUUGUUGUGGCUAUUAACGACUACCGAGGUGAAUUUGAUAUGCGUGUAAAAUCGUGUGUUGCGUCCGAUGGUGCCGGUCACGUAAUAAAUCUGUCUGAUGAGUAUGGUUGUGUUCUCCGUCCAAAAAUGAUUUCGCGAUUUUUGAAGGCUCGCGCUCCCGAUGAAAAAGCAACAGUUAUAACUUAUGCAUUUUUCCAUGCUUUUAAAUUUCCGGACGCUUUAAGUGUGCAUAUCAAAUGUAAAGUGGAAAUUUGUCGACACGGUUGUUUAGAUCAUUGUCAAGCGACCGGAAGCAAUGAACGUCAUGAUAUAGUUGAACAAGAACUGAUUGAACCGGCAAUUGAGCACGAAAAUAAUCGUUUGGAUGUCGAUCAUCAUAACGCAGUUCAUGACAAUAUCGAUCAGGACAGUGACAUCAUCGACGACGAAGAUGAGGAAGAAACAUCAUUCUAUGAUCAAAUUGCCGAAGUUGUUGGUUUGAAGAGCAAGAGUAAUUCAAAGGAUGUGUCCAGUAUAUCCGAAAAGCAACAGCAACAACAUCAACAUGGACCAAUGUUAGAAAUGCAACCGCAGCAUCAUCAUCAUCAUCAACAACAGCAGCAGCAGCAACAACAGCAGCAACAACAGCAGCAACAACAGCAGCAACAACAGCAGCAACAACAGCAGCAACAACAACAACAGAAACUUCAACAACAGAUCCACCAACAGAUUCAACAAAAAAUUCAGCAGCAAAAACAAAAUGAAGAAAAACCAUUACCACCGCUACCACCACAACCACAAACACAACAAACUCAACAGCCACCACAAUUUGUUCGAACUGAAGUUGAUCAACCACAGGCUCAGGCACAGGUUAAUGAAAUGUCGAUGAAUCCACAAAAUCUUGCAUUACAGCAACCGACAUCCGUUGCCCCUGAAGCACAUCAAGUACAUGAAGUAUAUGAAGAUAAUAUUGAUGAUAUUUUGCCAGAAGAUCCACCAAUGCACGAAAUGUUGCGUCAGGCAUAUCUUGAGGCGAAACAGGCACAGGCAGAAAAGGCAGAAAAAUUCCCGCAGGGACCACGCCACCUUGGAAAAGAUCGAAUGGGUUUGCCACCAAUGGCUGGACCAAGAUCAUUAAAUCUUGGCGAAGAAGUUCGUCCAUUUUUCCGCACAUUCACAGCCGCAAAUCGAACAUAUCGGGCUCGACACCGACGAUCCGUCGUUGUGUCCGAUCGACAAGCACGAAGCGCUGAUAUUGGUGUGACUGGUGUAUUUGAUGUUAUUUCGGAAGCUGAUUUGGCAUUCAGUCCACGUGAAGGAAAACAAGAAACUGAAACUGUAUUCCAAGGUAAAAUCGCAGAAGAAGUUGUGUAUGGCAUUUGUAUGCCGGUUCCGGGCUUCAGUGUUCUAUUUAUUUUGGUUACAUCGGCAACCGUUGUAUCUGCUCUCAUUGCCGGCUCGCUACUCUACCGCUAUCAACUGCAGAAGGCUGCUUUUGAAGCACAAAACAACAGUAUGAAUCCCCAUACAUUUGCAUCUUGGAUGACCCUUCGACUAUUUCGCAUGAAUAAUAUACAUGCGUGCGAUGCCGGUGUUGGCAAUCCCGGUUUAACAACGCCACAGUAAGAAAACAACGCAACAUUUUCUGUAAACAUAAUAAAAGAGUCAUGCCACCAAAUUAAAAUUAGAAUUUUCAUGACUUUUGACUGAAUAUCUGCAAUAUUAACGCAAAUGAAAGCCAGAAUUUGCCGGAUGAAUAGCAGUAAAAAAAAACGACAUGAAUAUUAGGAUUGAAUAGCAAAACCGCCAAAGCAUUUCACUCUGGCCAAUCACCAGUUUAUUAUUUUUCAUUUAAAAUGUCAGAGAGCAAUAGAAAGAGGAAGAAAAAGCAAUAAUCAAAAACUAAAGAGAUUAAGCCCGGCUUUAACAAAAUAAAAAUAAAAUUGAAAGAAAAUCCAUUAUUCAUAAGCAUAUAAUAAAGUUUUUAAUGCUUUCAUAAGAUUCAUAUUCGAUAUAAAAACUAUUGAUGUUGUUAACAUUACGUUUGUUCUGCCCAUAGAUCGUACAUAAUUUAUUUAGUUGUAGACUUUAUAUGAAUGAAUUUGAUAAAAUGAACCUCUUCAAAUAUAAAAAAAUUGAAAAAGUGUACCUAUCGAGUUGAAUAAUAAUCAAACAAAAAGUUUAAAAGAAAGCAUUGUUACUAGUCUUUCGUGUGAAAAAAAAAAAAACAUUGAAGAUGCUUCAUUCAUUUGCAAAAAU